Molecule: messenger RNA, 3260 nt
Organism: Gadus macrocephalus (Pacific cod)
Lineage: Eukaryota; Metazoa; Chordata; Actinopteri; Gadiformes; Gadidae
Product: corticotropin-releasing factor receptor 1-like
Exons: 14
Coding region: 977-2275 (432 amino acids)
Biological process (GO): cell surface receptor signaling pathway; adenylate cyclase-activating G protein-coupled receptor signaling pathway
Cellular component (GO): plasma membrane; neuron projection
Molecular function (GO): G protein-coupled peptide receptor activity; corticotrophin-releasing factor receptor activity; corticotropin-releasing hormone receptor activity
Source: RefSeq, a predicted model, not a curated record
ACACACCCACCCACCCACCCACACACACGCAGGCACACACACACACACACACACACACACACACACACACACACACACACACACACACACACACACACACACACACACACACACACACACACACACACACACACCGAUAUCGGGGGAUGCGCAUUGGAGACGCUCUCUCACCCUGAAUCGUCCUCCACACGGGGACGUGUUCUCAACUUUCCCCGCGCCAGUCAGCGGUCGACACCGGAGAGGGUUCAGGGAUCAGGACCGGCUGUGACGUCACGAGCUCCGAGCGGCGGACCGUCCGUCGUUAUUUAGCGCGCCGCGUCCCGACCGAGUGACAGCGCGUGGGCGGCGCUGCCGGGAGACCCUCUCUCUCGUACCGGUGGCCGAGAGCCUCAGUUGUCAGGGAGGAGGGCGGUGGAGCAGCAGCACCAUCCGGGUAACAGGAGACGGAGUGAACCACGCGUGUUAAAACACUUUAUUAGUGGCGGUGGGUUAAAAGGCUCCGGAUCGAUAGGAGGGACGGCGCGUCUCCAUAGGGGGUCUGGUUUCAGGUCCGCCAGCGCAAAGUGACUGACGGACUCGCGUUGAGUCUUCACGAGGAGGCGAACCGAAUGGAAAGCAGUGCGCAUCACCUCGGAAAUACGAACAAGUUCAUCUCCGAUAUGGCUCCGUGAGCGCGGUGAAGCCGUCUGGUUUCUCGUGGUUGAAGGUUGGAGAUCCUGAGGAAAAGUCUCUGUUGUGUCCCUAUCUGCAGCGGCGUAGCUGCCCCGAGGGGGCCAUUGGGGGCCAGGGUGGAAGGGGGCUCGGACUGCUGUUUUGAGUUUUAAUAAUUAACACCAAAAAAUGAAGAGUGCUAUCACUGGGAUUUACACUGCGAGGGUGAUUACAAACCGGCGAAUGUAUGAAGCUACUCUGAAAUCGAGACUUUGUAAAGCAAGAUAUUUUCUGUUGAAGUUGAAAUGAUGUGAGAGCUUCAGAGAUGGGUUGCAUGUGGCUCUUACUCGUCAAGGUGUGUGUGAUGCUGAGUGGGCUGCUGGCGGGGGCGUGCGGCGAGGGGAGCUGUGAGGGGCUGGUCAUGCUGUCCGCCAACGUGUCACUGUACGCCUUGGCUUCAUGGAACCAGAGCUCCAGCAACCUCACAGACUCCUCUGAGCCUUUCUGCGAGACCUCAAUCGACGGAAUCGGUACCUGCUGGCCCAGGAGCAAGCCAGGACAGAUGGUGUCCCGGCCCUGCCCGGAAAUGUUCUACGGCGUCCGCUACAACACCACCAACAGUGUCUACAGGCGAUGCCUUUCCAAUGGAAGCUGGGCAGUGAAGGGGAACUACUCCAUGUGCAAGGCCAUCCUCUACCAAGAGAAGAGAAGUAAGAUGCACUACCAGAUUGCGGUGAUCAUCAACUUCCUGGGUCACUGCGUCUCCCUGGUGGCUCUGCUGACGGCAUUCUGCCUCUUCCUCUGUCUCAGGAGCAUCCGCUGCCUGAGGAACAUCAUCCACUGGAACCUGAUCGCUGCCUUCAUCCUGCGCAACGCCACCUGGUUCAUCGUCCAACUCAGCAUGAGCCCCGAGGUCCACGAGAGCAACGUGGUGUGGUGCCGUCUGGUUACAGCCUCCUUCAACUAUUUCCACUCCACUAACUUCUUCUGGAUGUUUGGCGAGGGGUGCUACCUGCACACCGCCAUCGUGCUGACCUACUCGACAGACCGCCUGCGCAAAUGGAUGUUCAUCUGCAUCGGCUGGUGCAUUCCCUUCCCGAUCAUUGUUGCGUGGGCCAUCGGGAAGUUGUACUACGACAACGAAAAGUGCUGGUUUGGGAAGCGGGCCGGAGUCUACACAGACUACAUCUACCAGGGACCCAUGAUCCUGGUUUUGGUGAUUAACUUCAUCUUCCUCUUCAACAUCGUCAGGAUCCUCAUGACCAAACUACGAGCCUCUACCACAUCAGAAACAAUCCAGUACAGGAAAGCGGUGAAAGCGACGCUGGUCCUGCUGCCCCUGCUGGGGAUCACCUACAUGCUGUUCUUCGUCAACCCAGGAGAAGAUGAGGUCUCUCAGAUCGUCUUCAUAUACUUUAACUCCUUCUUGGAGUCCUUCCAGGGCUUCUUCGUGUCUGUGUUUUACUGCUUUCUGAACAGUGAGGUGAGGUCGGCGGUGAGGAAGAGGUUCCAUCGCUGGCAGGAGCAACACUCCAUCCGGACGAGGAUGACCCAGGCCAUCUCCAUCCCCACCUCCCCCUCCAGGGUCAGCUUCCACAGCAUCAAGCAGUCCACGUCGCUAUGAGAGAGAGACCCCGAGAGAGACAAAGUGUGGUGGUCUCUCUAUCACCUGAAGGGAGCUCUGAUCCAGUCCAAGAGAGACUGCUAGGCUAGAGACCAUAAAGACUCUUGAGAGACGAGGACUACUGCUAAUGCUACUACUACUACUACUACAGCUACUGCUACAUAUGAAUAUCUUUGUUCGUUAUGUUUCUGCUGUAUAUUCUGUUAAUAUUAUUGCUUGCGCUGUAUUAUUUGUGAUCGUUUAUUGCAGAGAUCGGAGAUCAACUGGACCACUGCAGUCAUUUAAAUGUCCUAUCACUCAGUCAUUAUUAUAUCUCUAUAUAUAUGGUUAUUAUUAUAUAUAUAUAUAUAGCAGCACUUCUUUAGCAGUAAGUAGUACUGCAGUAUUCCUUCACACUGAUGAGGUCCAUUGGUGCGGUGUUCUGCCCUGUGGAGCCCUUGACUCGAUUACACCUCGACCAGCCAGGAUUUACACAUUCCGCCUGUACCCGAUGAACUCUAUAUUAUGUGUACCCGGUCACCUGUAGCACCUUUACCCUGUAUACUGUACCCUAUACUCCCUCUACCAUCUAUCCCCCUAGGUCCGGGACAUUGUACCGGCUUCCCUCAGCUCCGUUCACCUGAAGAAAUGACAACGUUGUAAACUGUGGAUUUGAAUGCUUUUCCGAUUGCUGUAAAAGUUUGCCGGCUGGUUUGUAUAAUAUCCUAUAUCUUAGCUGUGACUGUAGAGAAUAGUCUUCAUACGUAUGGAUGUCCAAUGCCACUGGCAGAGGUCCGCUCGCUGAGAAGCCCUGAAGCACCACAUUCCUGAUGCGCCAACAUGUACUGAACCUCUUCACUGCUGUUGUUCACAACAUUAUCGUCACGCAUUCUAUACGGCUCUCCUGUUUACCUCACCACCAAAUCAAUGUUAAACCACCCCUCUCCAGGUGUAUGUGACGGUUAUAGUUAAAUAUGUACAUUUGUGUAUUAAAGCCUGAAGUUAU